AUGUGACCAUGAGACCAUGAGACCAUGAGACCAUGUGACCAUGAGACCAUGUGACCAUGAGACCAUGAGACCAUGAGACCAUGUGACCAUGUGACCUGCACCCGUCCGUGGAUCGUGGAUCAGAGUCAAUUGGGAACUUUGCGGCUCCACUGUCCCAGAAUAACGUGAUUUACAAUCGCUCCUCAAAUGAUUUACGGGCAAAAUGUCGGUGUUUCAUGUAAACGUGCCCAGAUCGAGAACCGGCUGCAGUCGGACCUGACGCGAGUCGACCAACGAGCAUCCGGGGACAUGAGCGACCUCGGAGGAGUGGGAGCGACCUCGUCCGCCGACCUGUCGUCCGUCACCAGCGAGAUGAACGCGAGCAGCGCGACUCGCUGCCGACAGGCCGCCACCUCGCCACACGUCUUCUUGGUGCUGGUCUACAGCCUGUUGUUCCUGGUCGGUUUGCUCCUGAACGGUUUCGCCCUGAGGGUUUACUUCUGCAGAGCCAAGCAGACGACCAGCAGCGUCACCGUCUACCUGAAGAACCUGGCGGCCUCCGACUUCCUGCUCAGCCUCUGUCUCCCUGUACGAAUCAUCAACUACGCCAGCAGCUCCGUCCCCGUCCACCAGGUAUCUGAAGAUCGUUCAUCCUUUGGGGACUCACUUCCUGCAGACCGUGCGAGCCGCUCGCGUCAUCUCCACGCUAACCUGGGUCUUCCUCCUGUCCAUGUCGAGUACCUACAUCUCCCUGUCCCUCUCCACCUGGGCACCAGUCCCCUCUGUCCCCGGCGCAGUGAGCUGUGGUGUCCUGCGCAGUCUACCGCUCCGCCUCUUCUACAAAAUCAUCCACACCUGCUCCGCCGCCAUCUUCCUGCUCGUCCUCGUCUCCCUGGUCCUCUUCUACCACGGUACGUCCCGCCGGCUGUCGCAGGCUCAGCAGAGGCAGCCGGCGUCCUCCAGCUCCAAGAAACUCGCCAAGUCGCGCAGGAACAUGUCGGUGCUGGUCGGCGUCUUCUGCGUUUGCUUCGUCCCUUACCACCUGGUGCGUCUGCCCUACGCCUUCCUGCAGAUGCAGUGCUCGUGGAGCCCGGCCUUCUUCUACCUGAAGGAGCUGAGCAUCAUGUUGUCCGUUCUCAACGUCUGCCUGGACCCGCUCAUCUACUGCAUCUUCUGCAAGGCCUUCCGGGCCCAGCUGAGCGCGAGGAGGACGGUCAGCGCCACGCAGGUCACCUCGCACGCAGGACGGCUGGAGAUGAGGAGCGGCGACGAGGGUCGAAGCCGAGCGACGUGUUGACAGACACCAACACUGUGACUUGUGGGGCCGGGGUUAGGAAAGGAGACACGACAAAGGAGACACGACAAAGGAGACACGACAAAGGAGACACGACAAAGGAGAUACGACAAAGGAGACACGACAAAGGAGAUACGACGCCACAAACCGGCGACCAAAUGAAACGCACUGUCACCUUGAUUAAACUCCACAUUUCUCCAGGUUUGAAGAUAUGAAGUAAAGAACAAAACUCAGCUACAGAUAGAAAAAGGACGAGUAUUUUAGACAUUUGAAUGUGAGAAAGUGAUGAAAGACUAACAAUCAAUUCAUUAACAUAUUAUAUUGUUGUUGCACUUGUAUCAUUGUAUAUUUCUACACUUCACGACACAUUGUGGUUACAUUACCCAGUGAUUAGACACCGGGAAGUAAAGUCAACCCGCUAGCAGUUUCCCCCUGUUUCCAGUCUUUGUGCUAAGCUAGGCUAAACCCACAGUAUGUCUGUUCUGGGAGAUGGAAGUGAGGAAGCUGAUAUUCAAGACGAUUUCCAUUUUUAAAAAAAAGUCUGACUGUUCCUUUAACUAACAGCUGGUUGAUGAUGUAGUUUUAAUAUAAAUAUUUCAUCAUUAA
This is a messenger RNA of Scophthalmus maximus (turbot), 1879 nucleotides long. RefSeq names its product P2Y purinoceptor 14-like. Lineage: Eukaryota; Metazoa; Chordata; Actinopteri; Pleuronectiformes; Scophthalmidae. The transcript has 4 exons. Bases 187 to 1488 code for a protein of 433 amino acids. Gene Ontology annotation, biological process: G protein-coupled receptor signaling pathway. Gene Ontology annotation, molecular function: G protein-coupled purinergic nucleotide receptor activity. The record is from RefSeq and is a predicted model, not a curated record. Gene Ontology annotation, cellular component: membrane.